CCUCUCAUAUUCUUCGUAAGCCAAAUUCUGAAAACCCAGACGAUGAAGAGGAAGAGGAGUUCAUAAAAUUCGAACUUUUAAUAAGUCGGAGAUUUAUUGAGGGUAAAUAUGUUCUUUCACAUUUCGUUGGAGAGGAAUAUGCAGCUCCACCCUCGACACUUCGGCCCUCAUCUUCGCGAGAAGCUCGUCGCCAAGCUCAUGAAGGACGUCGAGGGUACUUGCAGCGGAAGGCAUGGGUUCGUUGUGGCAAUAACAAGCGUUGAGGACAUUGGAAAGGGUUUGAUCCGUGAGGGCACGGGCUUUGUCACUUUCCCUGUGAAGUACCAGUGCGUGGUUUUUCGGCCCUUCAAGGGAGAGAUCCUGGAAGCCGUAGUCACUAUGGUUAAUAAGAUGGGUUUUUUUGCCGAGGAUGGGCCGGUGCAGAUCUUCGUGUCAAAUCACCUCAUCCCGGAUGAUAUGGAGUUUCAGUCAGGAGAUGUGCCUAACUACACAACGUCUGAUGGCUCGGUCAAAAUCCAAAAAGAUAGUGAGGUGCGGUUGAAGAUUAUUGGUACUCGAGUUGAUGCCACAGAAAUUUUCUGUAUUGGCACAAUCAAAGAUGAUUUCUUAGGUGUCAUCAAUGAUCCCGGUGCAGCUUCCUGAGUUCUUUUGGUUGUUAUCUGUAAACAUUAUUCAGGUGAUCCUCCAAAUUUCAAUUUUGCAUUCAGUUUAAAUUUGGCAUUUUUCAACAUUGUUUAAUGUGAAAAUUGCCUGAUUUGCUGAUUAUCAUUCCAUAUAUAUUUACAUAUAUUGGGGGGCUAAUGAAGCAGAUUGAAAUUUUCUAUAGGCAAUGUGUCAAAUAACCCAACAUAAUAUAUGAUCUAAUCAGAUGUGUCUCAGAUUAUAAGAACAAGUCUCUGUUAAGUAGCUUUGAUGAUAUAUAUAUAUAUAUAUAUAACACCUAAGUUUUAUGUUUUGCAUGUAUGCUACUUUAUCUAUGUAUGAAAAUAUAUAUUUAUUU
Phalaenopsis equestris is the source of this 1000-nucleotide messenger RNA. RefSeq names its product DNA-directed RNA polymerase II subunit RPB7. Gene Ontology annotation, molecular function: single-stranded RNA binding; single-stranded DNA binding; translation initiation factor binding. The record is from RefSeq and is a predicted model, not a curated record. The transcript is spliced from 7 exons. Lineage: Eukaryota; Viridiplantae; Streptophyta; Magnoliopsida; Asparagales; Orchidaceae. The coding region runs from base 109 to 642 and encodes 177 amino acids. Gene Ontology annotation, cellular component: P-body; RNA polymerase II, core complex. Gene Ontology annotation, biological process: positive regulation of nuclear-transcribed mRNA poly(A) tail shortening; DNA-templated transcription; positive regulation of translational initiation.